Molecule: messenger RNA, 4111 nt
Organism: Periophthalmus magnuspinnatus
Lineage: Eukaryota; Metazoa; Chordata; Actinopteri; Gobiiformes; Gobiidae
Gene: tbl1xr1a
Product: TBL1X/Y related 1a
Exons: 16
Coding region: 574-2127 (517 amino acids)
Biological process (GO): regulation of transcription by RNA polymerase II
Cellular component (GO): histone deacetylase complex
Molecular function (GO): protein binding; transcription corepressor activity
Source: RefSeq, a predicted model, not a curated record
CAGCCAUGUCCUGUCCUUCUCCAUACUGCGACACCAUUUUGAUGUAGCAGGCAGGCGGGUAGGCAGGCAGCGAGCGGAGAGGAGAGCGCCUUCCUGCAGAGAGGAUCGGAGGCCCUCGCUCAUUUGCGCCUGGCUGGUCCCCUCGCUGUGUUUCAGUCUGAAGCCGUUGGCUGCUACCGAAGCGCUUGGCUCUUUCUCUACGAUCCGAGCGCGGCUACAAUCUUACCACUACUGCCCUUUCCAGACCCCUCUAACCCGGAUUUACCGCCACAUAUGCCGCUGAUUCGGGCGCGCGUCGGUCAUUGGGGAUCCCGAGCGCCGCGUGGCCGAGUCUGAGGCCGAUAUAACGCCGUUUUCGGGGUGAAAUUAGCGCUUGAAAACAACGAAGGCGCUGGAGGAGGAGAUUCCAUAUUAGGUGCACAGAGGAGAAGGCACCCCCCUUGUGUGGCUUGGAGCUUUCGGUCCCAUGCUCAUGCUCCUGGCCUCUGACUGGACAUAGCGGCGCUGACCACAAACCUACGACUGAGGUGCGGAGUGUGCUGCUGCUGACCUCAUGGUGUAACAGGAGUAAAGAUGAGCAUUAGCAGCGAUGAGGUCAACUUCCUGGUCUACAGAUACCUACAGGAGUCAGGGUUCUCCCACUCUGCCUUUACCUUCGGCAUUGAGUCUCACAUUAGCCAGUCCAACAUCAACGGCGCUCUGGUGCCCCCUGCUGCUCUCAUCAGCAUCAUACAGAAGGGGCUGCAGUAUGUGGAGGCUGAAGUCAGCAUCAACGAGGAUGGCACGUUAUUUGACGGGCGGCCCAUCGAGUCCCUGUCCUUGAUUGAUGCGGUGAUGCCCGACGUGGUGCAGACGCGGCAGCAGGCUUACAGGGACAAACUGGCCCAGCAGCAGCAGCAGGCCGCCGCCGCAGCACCUGCCUCCACCACCGGGGGCAGCAUCAGUGGCAGUGCCAAGAAUGGAGAGAACACUGCCAAUGGGGAGGAGAACGGAGCGCAUGCCUUAGCCAAUAACCACUCAGACCUGAUGGAGGUGGAUGGAGACGUGGAGAUUCCUCAGAACAAGGCCAUGGUCCUGAGAGGCCACGAGUCAGAGGUGUUCAUCUGCGCCUGGAACCCUGUCAGUGACCUGCUCGCCUCAGGGUCUGGAGACUCGACGGCUCGGAUCUGGAAUCUGAGUGAGAACAGCACGAGCAGCUCCACUCAACUGGUGCUCCGACACUGCAUCAGGGAGGGGGGCCAGGACGUGCCCAGCAACAAGGACGUCACCUCCCUCGACUGGAAUAGUGAAGGCACGCUCUUAGCAACAGGAUCAUAUGACGGCUUCGCCAGAAUAUGGACCAAAGAUGGUAAUCUGGCCAGUACACUGGGCCAACACAAAGGACCCAUCUUUGCUCUAAAGUGGAAUAAAAAAGGCAAUUUCAUCCUGAGCGCCGGAGUAGAUAAAACUACAAUCAUUUGGGACGCCCACACAGGAGAAGCCAAGCAACAGUUUCCUUUCCAUUCAGCUCCAGCUCUGGACGUGGACUGGCAGAGCAACAACACGUUUGCAUCGUGCAGCACAGACAUGUGUAUCCACGUGUGCAAACUGGGACAGGACCGGCCAAUCAAGACAUUCCAGGGACAUACAAAUGAAGUAAAUGCAAUCAAGUGGGACCCCACGGGGAACCUGCUGGCCUCCUGCUCAGAUGACAUGACGCUAAAGAUCUGGAGUAUGAAGCAGGACUCGUGUGUCCAUGACCUCCAGGCCCACAGUAAAGAAAUCUACACCAUCAAAUGGAGCCCCACCGGCCCCGGAACCAACAACCCCAGCGCUAAUCUCAUGCUAGCAAGUGCAUCGUUCGACUCGACGGUGCGCCUGUGGGACGUGGAGCGGGGCAUCUGUAUCCACACUCUGACCAAACACCAGGAGCCCGUGUACAGCGUGGCCUUCAGCCCCGACGGCAGACAUCUGGCCAGCGGCUCCUUCGACAAAUGUGUUCACAUCUGGAACACGCAGACGGGAGCUUUAGUCCACAGUUACAGAGGGACAGGGGGCAUCUUUGAGGUUUGUUGGAACGCAGCGGGAGACAAAGUGGGAGCCAGCGCAUCAGACGGAUCUGUAUGUGUACUAGACCUGCGGAAAUAGUGCUGUGCCGUUGGAAGCCAUGGACCGACCGUGAAUGUGUACAUAGCCAAAAGACUGUCCCCGCCCCUCACUCUGGCUCCGCCCACUCACACACAGGAAACAGGACAUGGGGAAACAGGAAGCAAGCGCCGACAGAAGCAGCAGCAGCAGCAGGUCCAAAACCCAGGGCUGAACCAAUGGACUUAUGGACACAGGGCGGUUCUCUGUCUCUCUCUCUCUCUCUGCCCCAAAACGCAGAGAAAAGACGAGAGAGGAAAAAGACAAAAAAACAUCCAUAUAUGUACCAAAAUCUGGAAGCUAUUUUGCUUUUUUGAUCUUUAAACCAUGUCAUCAAAACGAAAACGGACAAAAUGGUGUUCUUUGUUACUAGUUGGACUUCAUUGUGCGACAUAUCAAGAUCUCCACUAAAUAGGAUGGCACUUAGAAUUUUUUCUUUUUUUAAAAUUUCAAAUCCAAUGUUUUAAAAGUUUUGUUUUUUAAUUUUGUUUUUUAACUUUUUUUUUUUCAUUAUUUAGGAAAAAACAAGACUGUUCAGCUCAGUCAUUGCACAAAAGAAAACAAGUUACAUUUUAGAAAGUCACAUAAUUCAAAGAAGUUACAUUUAGUCACAACAAAUUUAAUUAAAAAAACAAACAAAAAUCAAUAUUAUAAGGCUAAAUUUCCAUGAUUUUAACUCGUGUAGAUGUUCGGCCAUGGUACAUUUUAUUUUGCCCAAUAAUAACUAAAUCAUGUAAAUGAAACAGUUUUAUGAAAUACCAAUGGUAAACUUUUCACUUUUAAAUAUUGAAUCAUAUUUAAAGAGGGGGUAUUACACUUUUACUGGGGUAUUAAUUGGAUCACCAUGUUACCUUUUACUGUUUUGAAAAUGCUAUAUUAGCCUUGUACAAGAGGCCCGGAUUUGAACUGGCACGGCAUGUUUUUGAUGACGACAUAGAAAAGCUCCAAAUAGAUUUUACAGAAUACUCCCUCUUUAAAAACCUACCCAACCACCAAAAAGACCAACUAUGAGUUACCCAAUGAAAUAUGGUCUGCAUCAGAUUGAAAGUGUUGGUUUUAAUAUUUUGUCCUAAAUAUUGUGUAUUGACAAUAAUUUUAUUUUCCAACAGUAUUUGUUUUAGCAGUUUGUUUUUUUUCUCGGGUUUUAAAUGAGAAAUCAGCCUUUUUUUCCAUUUAUUAAUGGUCACUGGUUUUAUUACCUUUUGUCUUUGUGAAGACUGAGCUGAGCAGUUUUGGUCAAAUCCCCUUCAACAGAUUACCACAAAAUAAAAAUUUCAGUUUUUAAAAAAGUAUUGAUUUGAAAUGAGUUUUUCCAGGACGUUUCAGCCUCAAAUUCUUCCCAAAUUCAAAUUUUCACUUCAAACUAUUAUAUAUAUUUUUUAUUUUUGUCCCCAAAUGACUAUCCGUAGUUAGUCCUUUAUAAGCUGGGCAUUACUCAAACCAUUAUCCUAAAAAUAUGAGUGAAAAUGUUGAAUUUCUAAGUGGAAAUGUUUUGUAAAAACUAGUAUUUGAAAUUAUUAUUUUCAACCUCAAAUUCAAGACACAAUUCAAAUUAGAAUUGUUACUAUUUUUGUUCCCAAUGGCCACCUGUAGUUGCUCUUUAAUUAACUGGAAAUUACUUAAAACAUUAUCCCAAAAAAUAUUUGUGAAAAUAUAAAAUUUCUAUUUUUAUUUUACACUUCAACCUCAAAUUUUAUCCACAAUUCAAAUUAGCAUUUUUACUAUUGUCCCUAAACGGCUACCUGUACUUGCUCUUUUAUUAACUGGGCGUUACUUAGACCAUCAUCCUAAAAAAAUCUGAACACAAAUAUUUAAUUUCUAACAUGAAACGUCUUGUAAAAACUUCAAAUAAUCACCUAAGCCCUCGUCACUACCAUAUGGUUAACAGAUUUCAUUUAGUUUUUGUUGACUUUGCAUCCUAUUGAUCUGUUCCAAUUCAAAUCAGAUCAGUCCAACUAAAGUCAGAAUAAAAUCUAUUUUGAUAAGA